GAUGCCCAACACAAAAAUUUCUUUGCGAAUGGCGACGUUGUGGUGAAGAGACGGGGGACCUCCAAUCGUCCAGUUCACCGACAUAUGUUCAUGUUCAAUGGUGUUGCAAACCUUGCAACUGAGAUAGCUUUUUCAGUACGGAGAACGUUUGACUUACUCAUCCAGACGACCUGUUGCUGGUCACGUCGGACCGACAAAAUCCCGACUCCUUGGGACGGUCUGAGACCUCCCAAGGAAACCUCCCCCAGAUCUAUGUAAUGUGUGGCAAAAAGGGUCUGGGUCGUAGCCCUUCAUUCAUCGUGGAGCUAUCGUGGAAUCGCGCAAGAUCGUGGAGUUCCAGCUACGUGAACUCUGAACUGUUCCGCCACGUCCCCAACCUUUGCUUCCUACCUCGCUGUUCAACCUCUUCUUGCAUCCACCUUAGCCCAUUCGCAUUCUUACAACUUUACAUAGUUCUUUCCCCUUCGCUCUCGUAUAACCUUACUCCCUUCUUUCUCGCAACAAUGAUUAAGUUCCACCCCACAGCAGAGAUCUCACCCCCAGAAAAGCCUUGUGGCUUAUGCAUGGCCCGCGGUGGCCAUGCAAGCUUUCAACCCCCCCUCGUUGUAUAUGUUACUAUCCACAAAACGAUAACAUAUAGCAAUGAGGAAUCGCCACCGCCUACCGACCUUCCGUCCCGUUGUGCUACGAGGAACGAUAUGUCCGGCAAAGGUGGCGGAAUGUUGUCUUCACACGUCAGCCGACAGAGUGAAGACAUCACCCCCAUACAAGGUGGCAGUGGACACACUCCUCCGACGGAGAGUAUUGAUUGGAUCCCGACCAUGUUCUGCGGUGAAGAGAGUGGUGGCUCACCAUUUGCUACCCCUCAGUCCAGCGUGGUCUAGAUCUUAGAUCACUUUCCGCCGCGAACGGACAAGCGUACUUACCGAAUAUCUUGUAAAAGCCUGAAUUUCUUCUGAGGGCACAUUCAUACUCCACUCCUACUUCUCGAAUACCCUUUUCUGUUCUCGCUCCCUUCUCUGUUUCGUAUCGUUUGCUGUCGUACUGUGUCUCCCUUCCUGUCCUGCUGUCGUCAUGUAAAAAGGGUGCUUUCAAUUCUUGACGGACUGAUGUUAGGAUCCUCGUCGCUCGUUUUUCUCCGCUCCUUACGCUUGAAUACAAUUUCGCUUUCUCCCCAAUUCCUGCUAGUGCGUGUAGUACUAAAGU
Somion occarium is the source of this 1206-nucleotide messenger RNA. The record is from the annotation of a GenBank genome assembly. NCBI's taxonomy places the organism in Eukaryota, Fungi, Basidiomycota, Agaricomycetes, Polyporales, Cerrenaceae.